CUGAAGAAAAAAAAUGACAAUCCAAGUGGGGAAAAGAUCAGAAGGCGAGGUGUGCGUGUGCGCCAACGACAUCAGUUCGAUUUAGUUUGCGAAGGUGGCUGGAUGUGUUUCCACUUGCAGCCGGUCAAAUUUUUUAUGUACAGUGUUGCAGUAGAGAGUGUACAAGAGAGAAGAUUUUGCCGUGUGUGUCCGCAUUUUGAAGCCAAAUCAUAUAUUUUCGCGUGUGCAGUGUAAUAAUUUCUUUCUGAUAUUUUGCUUCAUAGACACCCAAAAGGAAAACAAUAGCAAAAGACAAUUUAAUUGUGCUGAUACGAAAGAAAUUAAGUUUUUUUUUGAAGAUCACGCGCAAACCCUCCCCUUUCAUCAAACAUGGAAUUGGCACCAAAUUAUUCCUUCGUUUUCGAUUUUGAAAAUGACUUUAUACACGAGGACACACGCCACUGGAUGCUCAGGAACUGGACAUGGGUGUUCUACUCAUCUGGAAUAUAUAUGCUUGUAAUAUUUGGGGGCCAACAGUUUAUGCUCAAUAGACCAAAAUUCGAACUGAGAGGUCUACUAGUAAUUUGGAAUACAAUGUUGGCGAUGUUUAGUAUAAUGGGAGCAUUCCGGACGGCUCCUGAAUUAUUCCAUGUGCUGCGGCAUCAUGGUCUUUUUCAUUCAGUAUGCGUUCCUAGCUUUAUCGAGCAAGACAAAGUGAGUGGAUUCUGGACAUGGCUGUUUGUGCUGUCGAAACUGCCCGAAUUGGGUGACACAAUUUUCAUAGUGCUGAGGAAGCAGCCACUGAUCUUCCUCCACUGGUACCAUCACAUCACAGUCCUCAUGUACUCGUGGUUCUCGUACACAGAGUACACGGCUUCGGCCAGAUGGUUUAUCGUGAUGAAUUACUGUGUUCAUUCCCUUAUGUAUUCCUACUAUGCACUGCGUGCAAUGCGCUUCCAUCCACCACGUUUCAUCUCCAUGCUGAUCACGACACUCCAGCUCACGCAGAUGGUGAUUGGAUGUGCGAUAAAUGUGUGGGCGCACUCCUUUAUUCAGACACCGGGGCGUUCGUGCAACAUUUCACCGAUGAACAUUAAGCUCUCCAUCGCCAUGUACUUUAGUUAUUUUGUUCUCUUUGCGCGCUUCUUCUAUGUCACCUAUUUGUCAUCAAAUGCCCGCAAGGGACGCCGAAUUGCGGCUCCAACGUCCAAAACUGCGUCGACAUCGCGAAAUGAUCCAAGGGAAUUGGACAAUAUACUCAAUGGCAAACAAACUACCAAAGUUAAAGCUCAAUAAUUUUUAUAGCGGGAAGAAAAUAGUUUUUUUCUUACUUUUUGCGUUUAAAUUAUUACAAAGAGUGUGUGGGUGAGGAAUUAUCACACAUUGCUACUUAAAAAAAAAGCAUUUCUUUUUGUUUUCAGGCUAAAGAAAAAACAUUACACUUUUUGUCAUUUUUUUGGGAAAAGAUUUUAUUCAAAGUUUUUUUCCAACAUUUAUUUUCACACAUUAAAUACCUCAAAAGAAGUAUAUGUAGAAAAUGCAAAAUUUACAUCCGCCACAACCAGCAAAUUGAAGGUACAGAAAACAGAGAAUCACAUAAAAAUGUGAAGAAAAGAACAACAUUACAGAAUGUGCAAAAACAAUUGUGGAAGUCACAGGAAAAAUAAUGCAGUAGGGCUGAUGAUAUUUUUGCAUUGUGAAAUAUUGAAGAAUUAUUUAAUGAAACAACCUAUUUUUUUUUGGGCAAAUAGCAUCGAGAAUUUAGGAUGUUAUUAUUUGUAAUAUUUUCUUUUUCUUGUUGUGUCUAAGAAACACUGGUGUCUUAUACACAUAAUUCACAAGAAAUAGAGAGAAAUAGGGAGGAGAGGAAAAAUAUUUUUUUUAAUAGCCUCUUUUUUCUUCUCACACAUUAAAGGUGAGAAAAUCAAAGAAGAAGCUCAAAAAAAAAUAAUUCCUUCACAGCAAAGGUUGUUGUUUUUUUGACUGGUUAAUUUAUUUAAUUGUAAUUAUUAGAGAAAAAAAAUUGAGUUUUUACUGUAAAUUGUAAAUCAUAAAGCAAUACUGUUUCACAGGUUCUAUUUCAAAUAAUAAUGGAACAUGGGUUUAUUAUUUCACACACUGCAUUUUAUUCAUUUCCAACAGGAAAAUAAACACACACAAAAAAAAUAUCUGCAGAAGGAGAAAUUAUGAAGAUGAAACGAAAUGAGCAGUAGAAAAUACAUCAUUGUCAUCAAAAGUAUUUUAUAUACCAAUUAAAAUGACAAGUGAGAUAUUGAGAAGUAAAAAAAAACAUUUUAUUAAAGUACAAAGCAAA
Messenger RNA from Phlebotomus papatasi, 2293 nucleotides. It is a transcript of the gene Baldspot, whose product is annotated as elongation of very long chain fatty acids protein 6. Lineage: Eukaryota; Metazoa; Arthropoda; Insecta; Diptera; Psychodidae. Bases 370 to 1275 code for a protein of 301 amino acids. Gene Ontology annotation, biological process: very long-chain fatty acid biosynthetic process; fatty acid elongation, polyunsaturated fatty acid; sphingolipid biosynthetic process. The record is from RefSeq and is a predicted model, not a curated record. Gene Ontology annotation, molecular function: fatty acid elongase activity. Gene Ontology annotation, cellular component: endoplasmic reticulum membrane. The transcript has 3 exons.